AUGAAUGUUCCUCAACAAAGCUUGUGUAAAAACAGGUUCAAAGGAUCCAUGGAUGCAAUGUUCAGUAACCGAAGUCGAGGAAACCAAGCAAAUGUUGCGAAUGAUACCAAUCUUAAUUACCACAUUCCUCCCAAGUGUAAUGGUAGCUCAAAGCAAUACUCUUUUCAUCAAGCAAGGCACUACUCUCAACAGAAGCAUGGGUCAUUUCAAGCUUCCCCGGCCAGCCUAGGCGCUUUUGUGACUGUCACCAUGCUUGUCUGUAUCGUGUUGUAUGACUGUGCUUUUGUCAAAAUAGUACGAAAGUGGACUAGAAACCCAAGAGGAAUCACUCUCCUUCAAAGAUUAGGCAUGGGAUUGUCACUUCAUAUCCUUAUCAUGGUCAUAGCUUCAUUAACCGAGAGGUACAGGCUAAGCGUGGCCAAAAAACAUGGCGUGGUCGAAAAUGGAGGGCAAUUACCCAUAUCCAUUUUCAUCUUACUUCCACAAUUUGUGCUCAUGGGUGUCGCUGAUGCAUGUUCAGAUGUAGCAAAGAUCGAGUUCUUCUAUGAUCAAGCUCCCGAAACCAUGAAGAGCCUCGGAACUUCUUAUGCCAUGACCAGUGUAGGAAUUGGGAACUUUCUUAGCAGUUUUAUUCUCACCACAGUUUCUCACAUCACCAAGGAGCAUGGCCACAAAGGGUGGAUUCUCAAUAACCUUAAUGCCUCUCGUCUUGAUCAUUAUUUCGCAUUCCUCGCGAUUUUAAGCUCUUUGAACUUCAUUUUCUACUUGGUUGUGACCAAAUUUUAUCAGUACAAGGCUGAGGUUUCGGACUCGAUGGAAGUGCUGAGAGGAGAAUUGGAAGUGUCCAAAAAUAAGGUGACUAACCAUGUAGAUCUCCAGCAGUGA
Messenger RNA from Ilex paraguariensis (yerba mate), 885 nucleotides. Lineage: Eukaryota; Viridiplantae; Streptophyta; Magnoliopsida; Aquifoliales; Aquifoliaceae. The record is from the annotation of a GenBank genome assembly.